This is a messenger RNA of Striga asiatica, 582 nucleotides long. The record is from the annotation of a GenBank genome assembly. NCBI's taxonomy places the organism in Eukaryota, Viridiplantae, Streptophyta, Magnoliopsida, Lamiales, Orobanchaceae.
AUGCCCACUGGAACAAGCAUCAACCACUGCUUUCAGAGGCGUGUUGAUGACAAUUAUGUCGCACUUUGGAAGCAUCACAUCAAGAUCCUCCUCAAACCGGGCCCCGAUCUGACCCUCCAGCUCAGCAUCCAUCUUUACUCGAUCAUGGUACAGCAAGUUACAGUUGAAGGGCUUCAGCCUCUGGAGCAAAAGCCGGCCAAUUCUCCCAGCUCCAACCGUGCCCACAGUCUUACCUUCGAGAUCAUACGCCCGAUAAGCAAUGGCCGCCACAUUCCAGUCACUGGAGACGACCUGAUGAUAACCUGGCAAGAAAUUGCGGACGAGUAUAAGGAUUCUCAUGAGCUCGUCUUCAGCCACAGAGACGACAUUGCUGCCGGUGACCUCCGCCACCGUGAUUCCUGCGGCAGCUGCCGCCGGCAGGUCGAUGUGGUCGGAGCCGAUUCCGGCGGUGAGAAGAAGUUGCAAGUUUUUAGCCCUUUUGAUGCGUUCGGCCGUCACUUAAUCUAUGUCGACCGCAGACAGAUUUUCCUCCUCUCAUUGGUUGAACAUAAUAUGUUUGCAUACUUCAUAUUAUACUCGUGA